AUGACUCUUCUACGACGUUUCCGGACGCUCAAAACUACUGAGCCUUCAGAGCCCCGAGAUUCUAUAGGGGAAAUAGGGCUAACACUGAUUGCGAAGCCGAGAGAGGACACAAAAGUGGAGGCACCUCUACCUGCAUCGCCCAAGUUAAUCCUCUCUAGUGUCGUAUUUGUCCACGGCUUUUUAGGCCACCCGAAGAAGACAUGGGCUGCUCCAGGUGACAGAACCACUCCGCCAACUUACUGGCCUCGAGAAAAGGUCCCCCAAAGUCUACCUCAGGCUCGAGUAUGGGCGUUUGGCUACGAUACCAAGCUAAGUCACCCUCUCCGGUCCGGCAGCCAAAAUACAGUCUAUGGAGAGGGCAAAGAACUAGUGGCUAUUUUGGACGAUGUACGGCGCGGUAAUGAGAAGCUGCUGCCCAUCAUCUUCGUGGCACAUAGCUUAGGAGGCAUUGUGGUCAAACAAGCGCUGCGAUACUCCGAGAAAUGCAAGGAGCAUCAGGCGAACCAGAGUCUUGGCCUGGCAAAUCCUAAUACGAUAGCCACGCUGCUCCCCAACUCGGCCGAGCUCGAACAGUUGCGUGACGAGUUUCUCCCCAUGGCGCGCAAGAAGCAAUGGUCGAUUACUUCAUUCCAGGAACAAAGAGGAGUCCCGUUCCUCAAUGGAAGACUCGUCGCCGAUCAAGUUUCCUCAUGCCUGGGUGAUAGGGAUGUUGAGAGAACCAGGGCAAUUGACAAGAACCACAUGGAAAUGUGCAAAUUCUCCGCCGAGGAUCCUGAAUACGGAAAAGUUGACCAGACCCUGAGAUAUACGUGGGAAACCUUCACCAGCAAGUCCGCGCAGGUAAACACGGUUGCUCCGCCCGGAAGAAUCACUCCAUUCGUUCAGACUAAUCAAUUGGAAAGGAUCACGGAAGAACAGAAGAAGCGGUUCCUCUCUACUUUGAGGUGGCCGGAGAUGAACUCCAGAGAGAACUCUAUUGAAAGUCCGUCUUUGGACACAGUUCAGUGGAUAUUCGGCGAAAAUUUGAAAGAAUCCGACGUAAGGAAGUCGUUUCGGCAGUGGCUUCAAUCGGCAGAUGCUCUGUUUUGGAUUCGCGGAAAAGCAGGCUCUGGAAAGAGCACCCUUAUGAAGUUUUUAGUUCAUGAAAAACGAACUAUGAAGCACCUAGUCGUCUGGAACCCUUCUGUACGAAUUCUUCAUUUCUUCUUCAUCGAAGUAGGCACCAGCCCGCUACAGCGCCAGAUAGAAGGAUGUUUGAGGUCUUUACUAUAUCAGCUACUGAUCGCUGACGGUGUAAUGCUCGAAAACAUCCUCCGAAGUCAACCAUCCUUGAGACAAAAGGCAUCUGAACAUGACUGGUCCAUAGAAGAUCUCCAGAGGACUCUCAUUAAUGCCCUUCGGAUGUCCAAAACUACUUUUUGUUUAUUCAUUGAUGAGAUCAAAAAUGAUUCUCAAUUUUCAGCAGCUGAAGCGCUGUUAGCGUUGGCACAUACGCAAGGUGUCAAGGUCUGCGUAUCGAGUCGCGAGGAGAACUCUCUCUCAGCUCUGAGUUUGUAUCCAUCGCUGCGCAUUCAAGAUUUGACGUACGGCGGCAUAAAUGCAUACAUACGCGAGAAACUGCAUCCUUCUCUCACAGAGCUGCAUGAACUACAAAACGGUGUAGCCUCCCAGAAAGUGCGGGAUAUGGUCAAUACUCUGACUGUGAAAUCGGAUGGGGUCUUCUUGUGGGCCGUCAUGGCCGUUGAAAAUAUUCUGCAGGGCAUAAGAGACGGUGACUCGUUUCAAAUUCUCCGUAAAGGGACCGAUGAAUUCGCCCCUAGCCUUGAUGCUUUGUAUCAGCAGAUGUGGUCCAGACGCAACGAUAACAACCCAAAACAGCAACGAGAGUCUGCUGAACUGUUCUGGCUGAUGCUAAACUCAAGGGAAUUGCAAUGGUGGCCACGCUGGUUCAUUGGUAACCUUUUUUCUACAAAUAUUCACCUGCGUCAAGCUUUUGAGGACUUCAUUCAAAGUAAAAGGACACCAACGAAACAAUACGUACAGGCGUUGAUGCAAGAACAUCAAAAGUGGUUGUUGGCGAGGAGCGCUGGUCUGAUCGAGAUCACAUCGAGGAGCCUGACCCAAGCAUCGAACGACUCGACGUUCUUUACGCCCGGCAAUUACACGGUUCGAUUCAUACAUAGAUCCGUGCGCGAGUUUCUAUUAAGUACACCUUCCGGACGGGCCAUACUUGAUCGCGACACUAGAACCUCCCAGGAAAAAUGGUCAAACAUGUUACGCGGAUUAAAGACUACGGUUAUGUUCACGGGAGUUUGCAGGAUUCUUCCUUGUCAAGGAUUCUUGGAGGGUUCAACAUCACUGCCGAGACACCCCAGAUCCGGGGCUUUUGACUUUUUCACCAAGGUCUUGCCAUCCCACGUCAUCCGGGGUCAUAUUAGCGAUGACGAUGAAUUGAGACUGUUGAACGAGCUGGAAUACGCGACCCAUGCUAUGUCAGGAUCUCUAGAGUUACAGUGGAUUCUGCUCGUAUGCGCGGCAACGUACGGCUCAUGGAAGUACGUGUCACAGAAAAAUGGACAACGGCUCGAGAACUUGGCCGACGCCGACAAAACCCAGCUCUUGUUCGCUGCGUGUGCCAAUUGGAGGAACGUUAUCACUAAUAUCAUACCUGAUGAGGAAAGCUGGGGCAAAGCAACCCUAGACUGCUCGGAAGAGCUGAUACACCUCAAACCAUUUCUGAGGGCUGUCCACUGCAUCAGAUAUGUUCUCAGCGCUGGCGCCGAUGCGAAUGCUACUUUCAGCACCGACGGGCCCGAAAAAAAUACCACUCCCUUCUGCUGCAUGUUAAGAGAAAUACUGCACGCUAGUCUUGAAAUCGAGUUUACUCACAAGGACGGCACAUACAUGGAGUCGCCGCGCGUUGUGGAGCUGGGGCGGUUCUACUCGGAAGUAGGGAGUUUCAUUGACUUUUGGACGGAACACCAGGCAGACCUCAGUGGACGUGUUAUUCUGCGUACAGGAGGUUGCGACAAAAUAUGGAAAAGACUUGCGAUUGUCAGUUGGACAUUCGAUUUUCAGAUACCCGUUGUCUGGAUUGUGGAGUACAUGCGAAGGCGCAGGGCCUUCUGGACCGCGCCAUGGCAAAAGUCCACAAGCUCAGGGGCUGAUAACAGACCAUGUUCAAUCAAAUGCAUUGCAAUGGGCAGGUUCAGGAUGACAAAGAAGAAAUUCAACACGACAGAGAACGAUGUUGGACUGAGGCUAGGGGCGGCGUUUGAGGAGCUUCUCUUGAGGCCUUGGCAAAAUCAGAAUGGCUGGCUCUUCCGGGUCUUGAUUCUCAACUACAUAGAGGGAAAAGCAAUACGAUUACGCGAGAGAAGCUAUCCAUUACCGCCCCGUCUUGGAAUAAGAUUAUAG
Messenger RNA from Neoarthrinium moseri, 3417 nucleotides. RefSeq lists its product as uncharacterized. Bases 1 to 3417 code for a protein of 1138 amino acids. The record is from RefSeq and is a predicted model, not a curated record. The transcript has 4 exons. NCBI's taxonomy places the organism in Eukaryota, Fungi, Ascomycota, Sordariomycetes, Amphisphaeriales, Apiosporaceae.